Messenger RNA from Gastrolobium bilobum, 918 nucleotides. RefSeq lists its product as uncharacterized. Bases 1 to 918 code for a protein of 305 amino acids. The transcript has a single exon. Lineage: Eukaryota; Viridiplantae; Streptophyta; Magnoliopsida; Fabales; Fabaceae. The record is from RefSeq and is a predicted model, not a curated record.
AUGGCGAUCCAGAGUCCUCUUUCGGAUUAUUUGACGAAUCCAUCGAACUCUUUGUAUCUGCAUCCUAAUGAGAAUCCCUCCAUGGCUCUCGUUGCACCUCCUCUCAAUGGACGCAACUAUCACACUUGGUUGCGUGCCAUGAAGAUGGCACUACUGUCAAAGAAUAAACUCUGUUUUUUUAAUGGAGAUUUUCCAGUACCUGACGCUGAUGACCCUCUGUUUCCAGCGUGGGAGCGUUGUAAUACUAUGGUACUUUCGUGGAUUCAUCGAUCCAUUGAUGAAUCAAUUUCGAGGUUAAUUCUAUGGAUCGAACAUGCCUAUGAUGUAUGGCAUGAUCUUUCUGAGCGUUUUUCACAAUCUGACGUGUUCAGAAUUGCAAAUCUUCAAGAGGAGAUUUGUCGUCUUCAACAAGGAAGCAGAAAUGUUGGUGAAUAUUUCACUGAAAUGAAGACACUGUGGGAUGAGUUAGACAAUCUCAAUCCCUUGCCGAAAUGUUACUGUGGAACUCUUGAUGAGACUCGAAGAUCCAGAGAACAUGAUCAAGUCAUUCGAUUCUUAAAAGGUCUUAAUGACCAAUUCUCCCAAGUUCGAUCACAUAUCAUGUUGAUUGAUCCACUCCCAAACAUGAACAAGGCGUUCUCCCUUGUUAAUCAACAAGAACGACAGUUCAACUCUGAGAUUCAUGUAGAUACUGGCAUGGAAUCAAAAGCAUACCCUGUAGAACAUCAACGUCGAACUGAAAAUUUCAACAAGGUGAAAGGUCCAAGACCACGAGGAACUAAGCUGUGUACUCACUGUGGAAGGACAAAUCACACAGUAGACACAUUCUACAUCAAGCAUGGAUAUCCUCCAGGCUUUAAAUCCAGGUUCAAGGGUGCUUCAGUGAAUGUUGUUCUCAAUGAUGGAGAAGGUGAAUGA